GGGAAGUGACCAAACGUUUUGAGUCACAGCAGCGCCGCAGCGAAUGGGAUGUUUGCACACGAACCCCCCUUAUCGCACGCUGACCCAAGGACCUUGAUCGGAUAAAUAUCCCGCGCGGGCGAGCAGCUCGCCAUUCCCCGGAGGAGACGAGCGCGAUACUGGCGUCCCCAGGCGACAUGGCUCCAUCACUCCUCGCAACGGCAGGUGGACUCCUGCUGCUUUUCUCCUUCUCGUCGGCGCAAACCAGAGGAGACAGCAUCGCCACGUGCACCAGAAACGACGGCUUUGGGGAGUACUGUCCCACCACAUGCGGAGUGUCUGACUACAUGCUGAGGUACAUGCCGGCCGUGGAGAGGGAUUUGGAAAGAUUGCAGCAGCAACUUGAGUCAAUCGCCAAUUUCACGAAGGAGACGGAGGAGACCGUCGUCUACAUGAAGGACUCUGCGCUUUCAGCCCAGAAGACCUCGCAGCCAGAUAUGUACUACAAAAAAUCCCAAAGUAUGUUGGAUGACAUCCGUCGAUUUGAACAGACCGUCAUUGCACAGGAGCAGCAAAUAAAUGAUCUUCAGAAUUUAAUUUCCUCCAACGAGAGGAGAAUGUCAGACUUGAAGCAACUCUCCGUCAACUUGCAGCAGAAAUGCAGUGAGCCCUGCAAGGACUCGGUGGAGAUCCAGCCCCUCACAGGAACAGACUGCCAGGAUAUUGCGAACAAAGGCGCCACCAUCAGUGGCCUCUAUUAUGUGAAGCCAGCUAAAGCCCCCGAGCAGUUCCUGGUCUACUGUGAGAUUGACAGCUUCGGACGCGGCUUUACGGUCAUACAGAGGAGACGCGACGGCAGCUUGGACUUCAAGAAGGACUGGAUCCAGUACAAGAACGGCUUCGGCUACCUCUCGCCGGACGACACCACGGAGUUCUGGCUCGGCAACGAGAAGAUCCACCUCCUGACGGCCACCACCACCAUGCCGACCGUGCUGAGGAUAGAGCUCGUCGACUGGGACGGCAACAAAAAACAUGCCGACUACACCAUGUUCCGAGUCGGACCCGAGAUCGACAUGUACCGCCUGACGUACGGGUACUACUUCGGGGGCGACGCCGGAGACGCCUUCGACGGCUUCGACUUUGGGGACGAUCCCAGCGACAAGUUCUACACGUCCCACAACGGCAUGCAGUUCAGUACCUUCGACAAGGACAACGACAAGUACGGGGGCAACUGCGCCGAGCAGGACGGCUCCGGCUGGUGGAUGAACAGAUGUCACGCCGGACAUUUGAACGGCAAAUACUACCAGGGUGGCAGGUACACGGAAAAGGACGCAGGAGAAUUUGGCUUCGACAAUGGCAUUAUCUGGGUUACGUGGCACAACCGCUGGUACUCCCUGAAGGAGACGACCAUGAAGCUCAUUCCGCUCAGCCGCAUCACGGCGGGCGGUGGGCAGCAGACCGUGAAACAGUUCCCUGGACUUGAGUUCUAAAAAGAAGAGAAAUGAGCUUUUGCUCCUGAAAUUUUGUCUUGAAAAUGUGUCUGCCUUUUCCUAAAUGUAAUGGGACGAAAUGGCUCUCAGCUUGAGGUGCUCAAAGCGUCAAUAAAUGUAUUUGAAAAACUCAACGGCAACGACCCUUUCCGGACAUCGUGACCUGGUCACUCGAUGGCAACGAGCAGGCGUUGUUGAGAGCAGUUUAACGUGUGAAGUUCCACAAAACUGUUCGCAACAAGGUAUGCACCUUAAAAAGCGUCACCAUCUGUAAGAGAAAAAACACUCGCUGACUUUGUGAUGCGUGAUGUUUGUACCGGUUUUACUGAUCUGACUUGGCAGGACACUGUUUGUCCUCAGUGUUGUUUUUAGAAAUAAAUCUUUUCUUAAAAUGCUCA
This is a messenger RNA of Gasterosteus aculeatus aculeatus (three-spined stickleback), 1867 nucleotides long. It is a transcript of the gene fgg, whose product is annotated as fibrinogen gamma chain. Gene Ontology annotation, cellular component: fibrinogen complex. Gene Ontology annotation, molecular function: signaling receptor binding; extracellular matrix structural constituent; protein-macromolecule adaptor activity. The record is from RefSeq and is a predicted model, not a curated record. Gene Ontology annotation, biological process: protein polymerization; positive regulation of heterotypic cell-cell adhesion; platelet activation. Lineage: Eukaryota; Metazoa; Chordata; Actinopteri; Perciformes; Gasterosteidae.